AGAAGCAUUCGGAAUGAGUAUUUUGAUUGCAAAAUUGUCAUUUAAAUAGAUAAGAGACCGUGAAUCAGUGAAUUGUAUUAGUUGUGCUAUUGUAUACAGAUUAAUAAAAGGAAAAACAAAAUCCAAGUGGAGCUGUUAAAGAAAUUGCUAGCCAUGGCGGGCCCGUCCGACGGGGAUCCCGACGGAUGGGUCGAGUUCUGUGAGCGUCAGGCCAAAGCUGCCGCUCCGGAAUUCGCCAAGGCUGCGUAUUGGAAAUACGUUCAAAGUAGUACCACAGACCCCACCUCUCGCCCCAACGUGUCCCACAAAGAUCUUCUAAAGAAAUUUGUUGACAGUUUUUCUGAUCAGUUCGAGAUAGAAAUUGGUAAACUAAAAGCGCAACACAAGGUCCCAAACGGGACGCACACAGGACACGAUGAGAGCGAUUAUUCGGAGGACACCGAUUCGCCGAAGACACAGCAUAAGCCAUUUUUUAGAAGAUUAUCAUUUAAAGGACUGAGAAGAGGGAAGGGUCUGUUCCACAAGCAACAUUCGGACGAGGUUGAAUUAUCGUCUAAUUUGAAUAAACAGAGUAAGACUAAGCUAGCCAAAAUAGUUGUAGAAUGUAGGAAAGAAGGUUUGGUUAAUUAUUUAACUCCUGAGAGCCUGGAGCAGCCUUCAGGGCCGCAAAAGUGGGAGAAAUGCAGACUAGCUCUAGUAAAAACUGUAGGGGGUUAUAUGUUGGAAUUCUAUUCCCCACCGAAAGCUCAGAAGCCUAGGAGUGGAGUCUUUUGUUUCCUCAUAUCUGAGGCGAGAGAAACCACAGCAUUAGAAAUGCCGGACCAUGAGAAUACUUUUGUAUUGAAGGCCGAUAACAACAUGGAGUAUGUAAUAGAAGCAGCAGACGUAGACGACAUGAAAUCUUGGCUAGCCACAAUAAAGUACUGCAUGCGAUCAGCACCCACCACCCAACCUCCUCCUGACGCGCUACCAGGGCUACCUGAGCCGGCGCCCCCCGACCUGCCCCCAAGGAGAGAUCUACCUGCUAGCACUAGUAAUGCGGACUUAGCUACUGAUACUCCCGAAGAGGCUGAAUUAGGUUCAAUAGCAGAAGAGGCGUGUACAACGCGCGUCUCCCUAGCGGAAUGGCCGUGGUUCCACGGGACCCUGCGGGCGGCGGCGGCGGCCUGCGUGCUGGCCGGGGGCUCCAACGCGCACGGGUGCUACUUGGUGCGCCAGUCAGAGACUCGACAAGGGGAAUAUGUACUAACGUUUAAUUUUCAGGGCCGAGCGAAACACCUCCGCAUGACGCUCAGCGAGACGGGCCAGUGCCGCGUGCAGCACCUCUGGUUCCCGAACGUGCACGACAUGCUCGAGCACUUCCGAGCGCACCCGAUCCCGCUCGAGUCGGGCGGCGCCGCCGACGUCACGCUCACCGAGUACGUCGUCAGCGCCGUCGGCGACCACCGACAACUGGGCGUCACGCACGGGAGCGACGUGCGCAUGCGGCGCGCCGAGUUGGAAGCGCUGUUGGUCGCCAGUGGAGCGCCCCAUGAUCGCGCCGUCGACAACCAGUAUAGCUUCGUGUAACCCUGUUUCAUAUUCUACUAUCCCUUUCCAACCGAGCGAGGUUUGUUAACUUCAUUUCGAAUUUUUAUGACAUGUUCUUCCUCACGAUCGUAUCAGCUCGGGUGUGAAGAGCUACUAACUGGGCUACAAGAAGGUACAGUCCGUUUAAAUUCAGUGCUACUUCGAAAGUAUUUAAAUUUUAGUUUUGCCGCCAAAGAUGUGAAACGCUCGUUCGCACGAUUUAAAGCACGUAAAAGCGCUCGUGCGAAAGCUAUAAGCGUGGCGUUCAAAAUGGCGCCAUUGCAGCCAUAGUAUUUAAUUGAAAAUAUAAACAAUAGUUAUGUGCUUCGUUCGAAAAUAUAUUUUAACCGUUUUACAGCCUCAAAGUUGUCAACUGACACUGAAUAUGCCUCAGUGAGAGCCCCAUGAGAAUACUAUGAUGUUGUCACCGAUAUUUAUUUAUUUCACUAAGUUAUUGCUAUAAAAAUCGGUGAAAAAUUAUGAAAAAGGCGGUUAUGUUAGUCAAUAACUAAAUGGUGCACAAUUAUAGAACAAAAUAUGCUUUGAUGUGUCGAAAUAAAUAUACCUGUUUUUGUAUUUAGGUAUUGAUUUAGAAAAUAGCCGAAACUGAUAAUACUUACCUUACAUUAAAACUGUUUUGCAAGAUAUGUAGAUAAUUUAUAGGUAGGUAUGUAUUGGAAAGAAAAUAUACUAUAGUUAGUUUUUCAGAAUAAGGGCCAGUUGCAUCAACCAAAUUUGACAGAGAUCAUCGUCACGCAGGCAGCAGACGUCUAUGGAAUUUCCCAUACAAUAAAAUUUAACGAACGCUUUAACGGUGACAGAUGGUUUGAUGCAACCUGCCCUAAGUUUCAUACAAUCAGAAAUCAAAAGCCUCAAGGCUCAAGUAUAAGUACCUCUGUGAAUAUGUUGUCACUUUGGACCGAGUAAGUACAUUAUAUUUAAUCUUCCUAACGAUUAAUUUUAGUUAAUUUAUUAAUUCUGCUAUCCAGGGCUUUUAGUUAAUUAUAAAAGUAUGAUGAAAACUUAGAAAACAAUUUUCGUAUAGGUAAUUAUUAGUUGCAAUACAAUUCUAACGAUUAUGUUAAUUUUGUGCAAUAUUGUGUGUGUUAUUUAUUCAAUGUACUUAAUAGUAUAAUUGUCUUAUUAAACUUAUAUUAUUAUAUAAGUUUUAUCGAUAAGGCUUAGCCAAAAUAUAAUAAUUUUAUUGGUAUUGAUGUAUUUUGCUGUAUGUUAAUAAUUUAUACUUGCGUAUGUUUCCAAUGUAUGUUUAUUGUAUAGGUGUAAAACAUUAUAUGGGGUAAUGAGUAUCCGUUUAAUGUUUCAGUAUGUUACAAUAAAAGGUUUGUAAGCUUAGUAGCGACUGAAACUUCUCUUGUAAAAACGCCAUAGCGGUCAAAACAACGUGUUUUUACUUUCUCUGUACCAUAGGGUUACGCUAGUCAAGAAAAUAAAAUAUAGCAUUAACAUGCGGCCCUAGGAAAACCCUAAAUUUGUGAAAUACCUAUUGGAAAUGGAUAUUCUACGUCGAUAUUAUUGUAAUAACUAGUUUGCCGUAUUUUAUUAUUUAAUAACUUAAAUCACAUAAUCAUAAAAGAAAAUGGACUCAAAAGUAUACCUAAAAUAGUAUUAUAACAUUUAUAACUGCAUAGUCUCAAUAUUAUCGAAGAUAUUACUCUAUAGUCUGUAUCUUUAGGUAUUUAAUAAAUGUAAACAAAAUCUACCCUCACAAGGCUCCUUUUAAACCAAUUGAAGGUAAAUGAAUAUAUUACACGACCAAAUAUGUAGGUUAAGCUAGGAACAUACUACGCGGACGUCCGCGGUCGCGCGACGGCGACCGAUCAGUGUGCACGGUCUUCGGGACGUGGCUUCGGCUGACCAAAACAUCCAGCGAGCGAGAUUUC
This is a messenger RNA of Leguminivora glycinivorella, 3470 nucleotides long. It is a transcript of the gene Lnk, whose product is annotated as SH2B adapter protein 1. Gene Ontology annotation, cellular component: plasma membrane. The record is from RefSeq and is a predicted model, not a curated record. Gene Ontology annotation, biological process: intracellular signal transduction. Lineage: Eukaryota; Metazoa; Arthropoda; Insecta; Lepidoptera; Tortricidae. Gene Ontology annotation, molecular function: transmembrane receptor protein tyrosine kinase adaptor activity.